ACUUUCCGCGAUUGCUAGCGAUCUGCUGGAUCAAUGAAAUAACGUAGUACUAUGAAAGUGUGUGAGAUGUAGAGUGAAUUGUGAAAUGAAUAAAAAUGUUUAUUGUUUUUGUGUAACUACAGAAAAGAAGCAUGGGGAAAGAUCAAGAGCUGCUUGAGGCUGCAAGAAAGGGGAAUGUUGCCGUUGUUGAGAAAAUCCUAGGACAGAGAGCCAAAAGGAGUGGCCCUCUGGCAAGUUUACGCAGAGGACCUGGUGCUAACGUACAAGACAGUAGCGGAUAUUCAGCUCUACAUCACGCAUCUUUAAAUGGGCACAAGGAAAUCGUAAGACUGCUUCUGGACCAUGACGCAUCGACGAAUAUCAUCGAUGUCAAAGGAUCUUCUCCCCUUCAUCUGGCAGCUUGGUCCGGCAACGUUGACAUUGUACGGAUGCUGUUGUCCGGACCGUCUAUCUGCAAUGUCAAUCUGACGAAUAAGGACGACGAAACUGCACUCCACUGCGCAGCUCAAUACGGUCAUACAGCCGUUGUUAGCCUUCUUCUGGAGUAUGCGUGCGAUCCAGGCAUAAGGAAUUGUAGGGGGGAGACGGCCUUAGAUUUGGCAGCGCAAUAUGGCAGGUUGGAUACGGUGGAGUUGCUGGUCAGAACGGAUCCUAGUUUGAUGCAGUGUUUGAGGAGAGCGGCGCCUGAUAUUGUUUACCCUCACACCCCGUUGCACCUGGCCAGCAGGAAUGGUCACAGGGCCGUAGUGGAGGUGUUGUUGAGGGCUGGAUUCAGCGUGAACAUGAGGACGAAAGCUGGCACGCCUCUGCACGAAGCCGCCCUGUGCGGUAAAGUGGAAGUUGUGAAAACGCUUCUAGAACACGGGGUCAACACGUCCAUAAGGGACGCAACCAAUUAUACUGUGAUGGACCUGCUGAGCCAGUUCAACACUGCUCCCGCGUCUCAAGAAAUCAUGGGCAUUUUGAAAAGGCACAAAAGAGGUCUUCCAUUAGCUGAUAGCGACGGGGAAUCUAACCAUCCCUUCCCUGCCGUACCCCAUCCGGAUUCCGAUCUGGGUAGCCCUUACGAGAACGUCAGGCCAUCUUCCAAGAACUCCAGAUCGGGUACGACAGAUCCGUCUCCAGGGACGUCACCCCUAAGGUGGGACAGUUACCAUAAACACGCCAGACCACCCGAGGGUUUUGAAGAUAGGCGGACUUCGGGAGUGUCCAUUUAUUCUUUAUUUGCCGCAUCUUUAGUACCGAAUGCAUGUUUCAGGAAUGAAAAUUACCAUAUCUUAAGAAACCCCCAAAAAAUCCUAGAUUUAACACCGUUGCACGGAAUUGAGUUUUCGUUUACGGAGGACCUGACCGCUAGGAAGGAAAGCAUUACCUCUAUCGAUAGUUAUCAUACGGCUUUCGAUUCCUCGCUAGAAUCAGAGUCUUCAAGGGAAUCGGAUCUGAGCGACUUCUACCAGAUACCUUGCGCUCCGAAGCAGUUCAUGGACGCCGAAGACAGUCAUUUUCUGUCCGCCAACAAGGACUCUGACCAGAUAAGCCUGUCCAGCACCGCUUCCAGCUACGGCAAUUCGAGAAGGCCGGACAGCGGUGGUAUACCUCUCUACAUUCCGAUGAACAUGAACAGCAAGGGCGGAUACAGCCCUAUAUCGAACCAUAGCAAAGUGUCGCCGACGCCACCAAAGAAACCACCACGUAGGAACAUAUCAAUCUCCCCCACGCACCUCCAACCGAUGUCCAUGUCAGUGGACGGAGUGGGCAACAACGCCUACGAAUACCUAUUCCUCUCCCACAGCGGCACGCGCAGCCAGGGCAACCUGAGCGAUCUGGACCUGGAGCACCGCAGGGAGAGGCUGUCGCACGGGAGGAGCGUGGACCAGUACGUCGAGAUGAACGUCUUCAACAUCGCCCUGGACGACGACGAGGUGCAGAGAUCGGGCAAGGAGCUACACAGGGGGAAGAGCGAGGACCUGGAUUGUCGGAAGAAGGCCGAACCGGUGGCGAUAACCUCCAUGUACGAGAACGUGAUCAUAAAGAAGCAGAACCCGCGCAGGAAGCUGCGCAGGAACCCCGAGGUGUACGAGGACUUCAACUUCAAGAGGAAAGAAGACGCGGCCGGCACGUCGCUGCCGGAAUCCUCCUUCGUUUCGAAGGCCUACAUCGUCAUCAGGGACAGCGACAAUUCCUCGUCGAACGAGGGUUUCGAGUCUUGCAAUUCGAGGACCAUCGAGCGUAGGUGUUCCCUGAACAAGUAUCCCCUGAGUCCGACCCAUUACGUUCAACCGCCCACCCCCGAACACCCGCCUCCCAACCCCAGCGAGGCGGAAAAUUUGAUUUUCCAAAAGAUACGUCCGUUGAGUCAGGAAUAUAAAAGAUUGUCGAGAGACAUGGAAACGGAAACUGAGGAGGAAUAUUUGAUGAUCUAUGAGAGAUCAAGUGGUAGUUUCUCUAGCAGUGUGUCCUUGUCUGAUAGAAGUAUGGAUAACGUUAUUGAGGAGUAUUAUUCCGAUGCUCCUUUCGCAGGUCUCAAAAAAGGUUCUUCGAGAGUACUCGAGACCAUAAACCAAAACACACCAGCGGUCAGACCGAAAUCUUUGAAAAAACUGAAAGUUCUCUACGACUCCUCGAACAUAUCCAAUAAUUCCAAUACGAGCACUGACGACAUAAAGAGCGAUACAGAAAAAUCAUCGAGUUCUGAAAAAGAGUCUGAAAAUAAGGAGAAUAAGAGUCAGGUGAACCCUGAUAGGUUGUCUACCCUGAGCCCGUUCGAUGAACAGGAGGAAUGGGCUAAAAUACAAGAAAUAAUGGCUUCUUUUGGUACUGGAAUCGUGAGGGAAAGCGUCUUUGUGGCCGAGUUAGAGAAGGAAUUCCAGAAUAGAUUAAUGACGUUAAGUUAUUCGCAGAAUAGCCUCAACUCGGAGCCCAGUAAUAAUAUUGAGACGUGGUUGCAGAGUUUGGGAGUUGGGGAUUACACUGGUCUCUUUAAAAACAGUGGUUUCGAUGAUAUACAUUUUUUGAACGGAGUACUCGAAGAAUCCGAUUUAAUAGACAUGGGUUUGUCUAGCGACAAUGAGCGCAGGGUGAUAUUAAACGCAGUCUCCCAAUUACCAACGAAAAUCCACGAAAUAUCCCUAAACAACAACAACAGCGAACAGAAUAGUGUGAACCAGUGGUUGAAAGAUAUCCAUUUGGAACAGUAUUCUGAGACUUUCGCAAAGCACCUGUAUCAUGAUAUGGAGAGGAUUAAGAGGAUUUGGGAUGUUGAACUCAGUGCUGUUUUAGAUAUAGAUAAAAUAGGACAUAGAAAAAGGAUAUUAGCUAGCGUGAGCAAUGGCGAACACAUUGUCACUGGACCAAAACUAGAUGAAAUCAAUCCAGAGCUCAAUUCAACUCCGAAAUCCGAAAGCGACCAGUCUUCCACGGAUGCCAAAACGCAUUCUGCGCAUUCUUUCGAAAGUAACACAGGCACGAUACGUCACAGGAGAAAAAAAUCACGACCUGCACCACCACCACCUAUCCUGGAUAAAAAAAAUUCGGGCGAGGGGUCUGAGGGCAGAAAAUCUGGCGAUCUGGUGGUUGGUGGUGGCAAUUCCAUCAAGAGUCAUUGGAAACACCAACCUAUGCUCCUGAUUACUGGAGUUAUCAAGUAUGCAGCGAACUACCUAGGAUCUACUACUAUCCGUGAAUUCAGAGGGACGGAAUCUACAAAGAAAUCUUUAGAAAAAAUGAGAAAAUCUUCAGAUCAUCCUUCCCAAGAAAUCGUUUUGUCUAUUUCAUACAGGGGAAUAAAAUUUCUGAACCCUCUCAACCAGAAUGUGAUUUGUGAGCACGAGAUCCGUAAUAUGAACUGCGCCUGUCAGGACACUGAAGACAGGACCUACUUCGCCUACAUCACCAAGGAUGACGAGCAGUUUUAUUGUCAUGUUUUUCAAGCUGUUAAAAUGGACCAAGCCAUCGACAUCAUCCUGACCCUCGGCCAGGCUUUCGAGCUGGCCUACCAAAUGGCUCUGCGGGAACAGGUCACGUGUAAGACCAAAGGGAAUCGCACGACCGCAACUGACGUCCACAAAUCGACGGCGAGUCCCACUUCGACGUCUUCACAGGGCCGUGAUUUCAAGGAGUCGACCGCCUCCAGCGUCAGGAGUAGCGACCUCAGGAUGAACGGCCAUCCUUUGAGGAUGAAACCGCUGACGUUAUCAAUCGCUGCGGAUGGCGUCCUGUCGGACGUGGGCACGUUGCAGAAGGGCAACGAUGAAUAGGUUUUUGUUAGUCUUCAGUUGGAAGGAAUGUUGUUAAUGAUGGUACAGUCGUAGUCUAUCCGAUCUCACUUGACCAAUUUAAAAAAAAAAACAGACGCAACAAUGUUUUUCAGCUCUCUCCGCAUCCGUAAAUUCCCGAUUAUACACUCAAUCGGCUCAAUAUUCAGUAUAUCCC
Molecule: messenger RNA, 4431 nt
Organism: Coccinella septempunctata (seven-spotted ladybird)
Lineage: Eukaryota; Metazoa; Arthropoda; Insecta; Coleoptera; Coccinellidae
Product: ankyrin repeat and SAM domain-containing protein 1A-like
Exons: 17
Coding region: 132-4256 (1374 amino acids)
Cellular component (GO): cytosol
Molecular function (GO): protein binding
Source: RefSeq, a predicted model, not a curated record